Molecule: messenger RNA, 625 nt
Organism: Cyanistes caeruleus (blue tit)
Lineage: Eukaryota; Metazoa; Chordata; Aves; Passeriformes; Paridae
Source: RefSeq, a predicted model, not a curated record
AUGCUUAUGGGGAACCAGGGGGGCAGAGGCCGUCUGCACCCCUUGCUGCUCUCCAGCACCCCCCAACCCCUCUCCUGGAAAGCCGGCGGGCCGGGUGGGCCGGGGAGGACAGAGGAGAGGGGGGUCAAUCUCUCCCCUAAGUCAUCCACCCCCCACUUUCCUCUCUGGGUCUCCUUUACAGUGUCCUCAUGUACAGACAGGAGUUUGUCCCCGGAUCUCCAGGACCCCAUGCAGGACGACACCAAGGAAACGGACAACUCCACCUCCUCGGACAAGGAGACCACCAACAACGAGAACGAGGAGCAGAACUCGGGCACCAAGCGGAGGGGUCCCCGCACCACCAUUAAAGCCAAGCAGCUGGAGACCCUCAAAGCUGCCUUCGCCGCCACCCCCAAACCCACCCGCCACAUCCGGGAGCAGCUGGCCCAGGAGACCGGCCUCAACAUGAGAGUCAUCCAGGUGUGGUUCCAGAACCGUCGGUCGAAGGAGCGGCGGAUGAAGCAGCUGAGCGCGCUGGGCGCCCGGCGACACGCGUUCUUCCGCAGCCCCCGCAGGAUGCGGCCCCUCGGCGGCCGCCUCGACGAGUCCGAGAUGCUCGGCUCCACGCCCUACACGUACUACGGAG